Molecule: messenger RNA, 918 nt
Organism: Diversispora eburnea
Lineage: Eukaryota; Fungi; Glomeromycota; Glomeromycetes; Diversisporales; Diversisporaceae
Source: the annotation of a GenBank genome assembly
AUGUUUGCUAGAUAUCUUCGUAUUGAUUUCUUAUCACAUUAUGGACAUCAACAUUAUUGUCCUGUAAGUUUACUUCGAGUACAUGGAACAAAUGAAUAUGAAAAAUGGAAAAAAGAACAAGCGGAAAUUAGUACACCUCAUAAUUCUCAACACGUUAAUGAAGGAAAUGAACAAGUUAAAGAAAUUGAAGAUGUUCAACAACAAUAUAAAUCUCAUAUUCAAAAUACUCAUAAUGUAGCAACCAAAAUUGUAAAAUCAAAUGAUAUUCCAAUAAUUAAAGAACAUCCAUUUGAAAAUGAUAAUGAUAUUCAUGGAUAUGAACAACAACAACAAAAUACUGAAAUUAAUGAUGUGAAAAAAACAUCCAUCAUCAUCACCACCGCCACUUCCUCCUUCAUUAAAAAUAAUUUCAUAACACAAGAAAGUAUUUUUAAAACUAUUAUGAAACGUUUAUCUUUACUUGAAUCAAAUUCAAAUUUAUCUAAACGAUACAUUGAAGAACAAAGUAAAAUGAUUAAUGAUAUAAUUUUAAUGAUUGAAUUAUCCAAACAACAUCAAUAUUUAACGAUAACUAAUCAAUUUAAUGAGACUUUGGAUAAAUUGAGAUCAAAUUACGAAUCAAUGUUAGCGUCAUCCUUAAUAAAUUUAAAUAAAAAUCAAAUACAAUUGGAUGAGGAAUUAAAAGAUCUUUAUUCUAAGGUUCAUAUAUUAAUUAAUGAAGUUAUCUUUGCCAAAUGGUUGGGAUUGAUUAGUGUUCUUCUAUUAACAGCUUAUGUUGUCAUAAGUCAAAAUUGGUUUAAUCUUAAAAAAUCAGGCAAAAUUCCUGAAACUAUUGAGCAAAUUCGAUUUCCAACUUUUCGAUCUAAACACAAUUUAAAAAAUUCACGAAAUUUAUUAAUUCGUCCUAUUCGUCAUUAA